Macadamia integrifolia is the source of this 2669-nucleotide messenger RNA. RefSeq names its product la-related protein 1C-like. The record is from RefSeq and is a predicted model, not a curated record. The transcript is spliced from 5 exons. Bases 411 to 1697 code for a protein of 428 amino acids. Gene Ontology annotation, molecular function: RNA binding. NCBI's taxonomy places the organism in Eukaryota, Viridiplantae, Streptophyta, Magnoliopsida, Proteales, Proteaceae.
CCUUGAUGCCCUCCAUACCGCCGCACUCACUGCAGAGAAUUGAUCGCUCAGUUUGUUAACCCUAUGAUGUUGCGGGGAACCUUUGCGCGUAGCGCAGGAAAACUUUUCAAUCCCUAAUUCCUUUUUUCUUAGGAAGCUUGCAGCCGGUGGUCACAGAAAGGCAGUAGUGGUCUCAAGGAAGCUGCGACACAAAUCCUUAUUUGACUCAUUGGUCGCAGUGAGGGUGUGGGGUGGGAGAAGCAAAGCCAAACCGAUGAUCGACCUGGACACAUAUUUCUUUCUUCUUAACUUCGUAUCCUAUUGGAAAACGACAUAAACAGUCUAAGCUUUAGUGGUCUUUGAUCAAAGUCUCGUUUUGGUCCCCACAAGAGAUCUCUUUUGAAUACCCAGAAGCCUAGAAACUCAUUUUUAUGACGAUGGCUACCCAGUGCUGCAACACUAGCAAUCCCGAUUCCGAUUCCAAUUCCAAUUCCAACUCCAACGCUUGUUCUUCAAGCAUAGUCACCGCCGCUACCACCACCACCCCACCUGACGGCCCUUGGAAGAAAUUAUCAGAAACUCAGAACAUUCAACUUCCGAUGGAUUCUGUGAUAGAUGCUUCGUCUUGGCCCGCUCUCUCUUCUAAGAGAGUUUCCUCUCCUCCUGAGGUGAUAAUACCUGAAUCGUCGUCUCUCUCGGCAGCCAUCGAAAUAGCUGCAGGCAACGACUAUGCUAAUGAGUCUUCUGCAACUAUUGAUUCGAAGGUUUCAGUUUCUGUUUCGGUCUCUGUAUCUAUUGAUCGCUCCGAUUCUGGGUCGGAGCAGGAUAAAUUGAUUUCAAUGUCCUCAUCGUCUACCUCAUCUACUCCAUCAUCAUCGAGAGGGACUAAUUCUAGGCCUUUUCAGAAUCAGUCUCCAAGACAAUAUAACUUUGGCCAUAACCAGAAUCAGCAUUACCCUUCUGGUCAUUUUGGUUCAAACCAGAGAGGGAAUGGUUUCAAUGCCAAGGGAGGAAACAGAGGAGGUAAUGGAUUUCCAAAUCAGAGUUUUUCGAAUCGGCGUCAUCAACAACGUGGAUUCAACAACAAUUGGAGUCACAAUCGUGGUGCCCAACCUAGAUUCGUGAAUUCUCAGCAGCAUGGAUUUGGUAAUGGUCCAUCUGGGUUUCUUGGGCCACCGCCGCUACCACACUCUUACCCUUAUUCGACUCCAACUCCGACUCCAAUGGUUAACACUACAUACCUCAAUGUCAAUGUGAACCAUCCACCACCACCGGCACCAGCUCCAGUUCCGGGUCCUGGCUAUGCUCCGGGUCCUGUUCCUGGCUAUAUACUUCCAUAUGGUUAUUAUGGUAAUCCAUACUUUUCAGAGGCCUCAAAUCAAUUGUAUUACCCUUCAGUGCCUUCGGUACCUCUGCCAUCGCCACCACCACCACCACCACCUUAUAUGGAUGCAAUAAGUGGAACACCAACUAACAAUCAGCCUAUUUUGCUUAACCCAGAAGUUGGACUGUGCAAUACAAUACUAUAUCAAAUUGAGUAUUACUUCAGUAAGGAGAACUUGGUUAAGGAUGCUUACUUGAAGAGUUUAAUGGAUAAUGAAGGCUGGGUCUCUAUUCAUGUUAUCGCAGGGUUUAGAAGGCAUCAGGUGCUCAGUGAUCCAUCUAGUAGCUGGUUCCCUCAGGAUAGCUGGAGCUCGCAGGCAAGAUCUAUCUGGUAAAGCCAAUGAUUAGAGGCAUUGGGGGCGCAAUGCCCUUGACCUUUUCUCAAACUUUAAAUAGUGGGACGGUGUGGCUGCUUCGUUGAGCCACGCCACGCCACUGAAUCGAGAGCAAGUGGGCCAUUUUUGGUAAGCAGAACUGGCUAUGUGGAAUGAACCGGAAGCCAGGUUACGGUGCCGGAUUGCGCACUAACCUGAAACCCAAAGGGUGUUGGUUGAUUAAGAAAGCGGGUGCAAUUUUUUCUAGGUGCCUCUUAUGUACUAAAGUAUAUUUUAAUCUAAAGAUGGUUUCUUUACCUAGGCUUGUGUAUUUAGGGUGGUGUGUUCUCACAGGAGAUGACUUUAAAUUAAGUUAGCUUGAUGAUUGUUGUGCGUUUCAAUAUCAUUGGAGAUAAAUAUUUGGACACAAAUUUUCCUACUUCCCAACAGGUGAUCGUUGUUCCACUUCCAUUUCUUUGAUUUGGGGAGGAAGCACACAGGAUUUGUCUCACCUGAUAUUAUGCUGCCUUCUAAUUCUUCAUUGUUAUAGGGUCUUUUUAGUAUCCCUCGUGUGUUUUAUUUUCCUUAUGAAAGACAAUGGGAUUAUCAGCAAGUGGAAACUGAAGAUCCUUUUAAAUAUCAGUUACUCAUACAAGGAUAACACCAAAUGAACGUUGUAGGCAUUACCAUCUAAGUCUGGGCUAUUGCAUUUACAAGGGGAAGAAAGGGGAAAAACAACUGAUAAAGUAAACUAUAUCCCCCCUUGAGUACUUGCUGGGCCUUUUCGCAUUUUUACCUUUUCCUUUUAAAUUGUUUAUAUCAUCAUUAAUAAUGUUCUUUUGUUCCAUAUUUAUCCAAUUCUGGCCUGAGAGAAGAUCAUGAAUCAUUAAAUUACAUUUCAAUUAUUCUUUUUUUUUUUUUUUUUUUUGAAUUCAGUCCCUUUAAUUUAUUUCUUUUUUAUGUCUUAUUCUUUUUUGUACAUUAUUUAUUAUU